GACGGGGAGUCCGAUUCUCCGCUCGAAGGGGAUUCAGACUCACUGCUGGAAGGCAAGUCCGACGUACCGCUCGAAGGAGAGUCUGAUUCACCGCUAGACGGGGAGUCCGAUUCGCCACUCGAGGGCGACUCUGAUUCACCGCUCGAAGGCGACUCAGAUUCACCGCUAGACGGAGAGUCCGAAUCACCACUUGACGGAGAAUCCGAAGUGCCGCUUGAGGGGGAUUCAGAUUCACCACUGGAAGGCGACUCCGAGUCACCACUGGAAGGCGAGUCCGAUGCACCA
Molecule: messenger RNA, 285 nt
Organism: Phytophthora sojae
Lineage: Eukaryota; Oomycota; Peronosporomycetes; Peronosporales; Peronosporaceae
Exons: 1
Source: RefSeq, a predicted model, not a curated record